Molecule: messenger RNA, 2339 nt
Organism: Cuscuta campestris
Lineage: Eukaryota; Viridiplantae; Streptophyta; Magnoliopsida; Solanales; Convolvulaceae
Source: the annotation of a GenBank genome assembly
UAUUAUACAGAGUCUGAAUGGUUAAGAGCUGUUAUCUGAAUUGAUCAGACAUUUGCCUCUGAAUAGUUAAGCAAUAUACUAGCUCUUAAUGGUUCAGACCUCUUACUGGUUCAGCAUUUAAUGAUUCAGACCUCUUACUGGUUCAGCACUUACCCAUUCAGAAGUUGCCAAACAGCCCCUAAGACUUUCUUAUUUUUAUCCCAAAAUAAGACAUAGAAAUGUCAAUAAUCUCAACUUAUAAUUUCAAAAAAUAUUGUAGAAUGCAAAUAUACAAUGUCAACUAGUUACAAUGCAAAGUUUUAUUUCGAGAAUAUAAAUUUGUCACUCCUAUAUUGAGACAAAUGGCAGACCAAACUCAACAAAGCAUCGGUGCUUCUUCACAAUCAACUGCAAACACUAAUGCUAUUACCUCCGAAGCAGUUGUUCCAGACCAAGGUGCAGAACUCAAUGCUAAAAAAAGAAAGCUGACUUCUCGGGUUUGGGAUUAUUAUGACAGGGAGUGUCUUGGAGCCGGUAAAGUUAUUGCAACUUGCUUGGGAUGUAAACGAAAAUUCGAUGGAUCAACUGCUUUUGGGAGUAAUGAUGAUGUUAAUCCAAAUAAUUUUGUAAGUGGAGUGCAAGCUUUUUGGAAAGAUUUGUUUGUGGAGUAUGAUGAUCAAGUUACAUCUGUUGAUGUGGGUAUUUCUAUGUCUGAUUCUUCUCGUCGCAUUGAGAGCUUGUCAAAUGAUGAGAUUGAGUGCUCUCUUUUAGCUAGGUUCAGGGAACUUGCUGCUCAGUCUAGUGCCACUUCCAUUACUAAAAAAAGUGAGAUUGAUUUGUAUCUUGAGGAGGGAUUAGUGAGCCCAUACUCUCUUUCAUCCCCGUUUCCUUCCAUUUAUUCCACUCUGUAUCUCCACCGAUCUCACUCCCUCCCUUCCUCGCCGCAGAUGGAUGUUACUUCGCCUCCGAUCCCUUCCUUAGACUUUGACAAGCUUAGAGCGAUCAAAGUACUGGGCAAAGGCGCCAUGGGAACCGUCUUUCUCGUCUACAAUACUUCCACGGACCCCACCGCUCUCUCCCCCUUCGCUCUCAAGGCCGUCGACAAGUCCUUUUCCACCGACGACGAGCGCCGCCGUGCUCGCUGGGAGAUUUCUGUCCUUUCCCGUUUCCGCCUCCACGACCCGCCCCACCCGUUCCUCCCCUCUCUCAUCGGCUCCUUCGACGACGACCUUCUCUGCUGGGCGGUGCCGUACUGCCCCGGCGGCGACCUCAACGUCCUCCGUCACCGUCAGAACGACAGCGUCUUUUCCCCCUCCGUCAUCCGAUUUUACCUGGCGGAAAUCAUCCUCGCCCUCGAGCAUCUCCACGGAUUGGGUAUUGUGUAUCGCGAUUUGAAGCCUGAAAAUAUCCUCAUUCAGCAGUCCGGUCACGUGACCCUAACCGAUUUCGAUCUUUCCCGAAGCUUGACUCCUACAAUUCUCGACCCGGUCCACGUUUGCUCGGAUCCUGAACCAGAAACCCACCUAUACAACAGAUCCUCCACGCGCUUCGUCCUCAAGGGGAGAGGGACGAGGAAAGGGACGGUGAGCGCACGCGUUUCGCCGGUGAGCAGGAGGAGCCCGGGUUCUUUCUACGAACGCUCGAAUUCCUUUGUGGGCACGAACGAGUACAUGGCGCCGGAGGUUUUGCGCGGGGACGGCCAUGAAUUCGCCGUCGACUGGUGGGCCCUCGGAGUGCUCUGCUACGAGAUGUUGUACGGAAGGACUCCGUUCCGGGGGAAGCACAGAAAGGACACUUUCCGGAGAAUACUGGUGAUGCAGCCUGGGUUCGUGGGGAAGCCGAACGCCUUGACGGACUUGAUCGGGAAACUGCUGGAUAAGGACCCCACGCGCCGGUUGGGGUACUGGAGAGGCGCUUCCGAGAUCAAGGAACACGACUUCUUCCGGGGACUGAGAUGGGAUUUAUUGACGGAAGUUGGACGUCCGCCGUUUCUGCCGUCAAAUGAUGAGACGGAGAUUAGUGGGAAAUGCGGGAUCGAUAUCCGGGAUUACUUCGAGAGGCUGAAGGCUCCGUCGUCGCCCUUGUGGUCGCCGUCACCCGAUAACCGAUGACAUAACGUGUGGCUAACGGAGUUUUAACGAACGCGUUUGUUACUAAUGGUAUAAUGUAAAUAGUACCCCGAAUAAAUGAAGACGUGAUGAGCGGCAUUGUUUAAGAGAGCUGUUAAUCAUUUUAGGAACAUAAUCAUUAAGUAGGCUCAUAUGGUGUUUUUGGCCGUUUACUUACUUUUUAGUUUACACUUAGCAAUUUUUUUAUACUCCGUAUUUCCUCCCAACAAAUUCCGACUAUAAGUUAAGGAA